UUCAAGCGCGGGAACUCAGUCUUCGACAGGUGGUGGGAAAAUGUUACCAAAUAAUUUGUCUCACAUCUCCUCUUUGCAGCGAAACCCAUCUUGUCCGAAGUGCAAUGGGUUCUUUGUUACGAAAGAGCACAAUCGGCAACACAGAAAUCCUCUUAUUCUGGACUGUGGCCACACAUUCUGUGAGGGAUGUCUCACUAAGAUGGCCAGAGAGACGAAGACCUCUGUGUCAUGUCCAACAUGCAAGACAGUGACAGAAUUACCACAAGGAGAGGCCAGUGUGAAGAAUCUGUGGCCAGAUGUCUAUGUAACAGGAUGGAUGUUGUGUCAACAGAGGGCACUGCUCAAUCAAGAACUUGAGAAGUUAUCCCCAGCAGGAAUGGUACAGAACCCUGGGUUCAGGACUGCCCCAGAUAAAGGAGAGAAGGAAAAAAUGUGCCGAGAGUGUUUUCGAAGAUUAGCGAUGUGUCGAUGUGACAAGUGUGAUGUCAUAAUGUGUCAUGGAUGCUUUGAAAAGGUCCAUUCCAAGUCCAAUACUUUAAAACAGCACCAAGCUUUGCCAAUGGAAAGUGAGGACAGUUUAAAAGGGGAGUUAACUCAGGAUUGUCCACUGCAUGAAGGGAGAGAACUGGAAUAUUAUUGUGAAGAUGACAAAAUGCCAAUCUGCUCCAAGUGUGUGAUAUUUGGGAACCACAAGGAUCAUGUCAUUACAUCUAUGGAAGAAAAGAACAAAACAGUUUUCUCUGAAAUGGAGCCAGCUUUGCAUCUUGCCAACAAAGUUGUAAGAAAAUUGAUUAAAGUUGACAAGACAGUGACAGAAUUCUUCCCCGAUACAAAAGUGGAGACAGCUGCUGUGAUAUAUGAGAUCAGGGAACACUUCCAAGAGUUACAUGGACUACUCCAAGCCAGAGAGAAACAGCUGAUAGAUGAAGUGUUUGCUGCAUACAGAGAAGGUGUAGAACCUCUGGAAAAUCUGAGACACCAGAUGCAGGAUGAGAGAAUGAAGCUGGAGGUGGCCAUAAGAGCAGCUCAACGAGUGUUGAACAAUAAUAAUGAAGUAACAUUGAAUGCCAAGCAGAUUCUGGAUCGGUUAAAUCAAGCCAAAGAGAUUCCCUGUAUCAUUCUACCUAAGGAAACGGAGACCACCGAAAAAAUCAGUUUUAUUGAAGAUGGUUCAUUUGCGACCUCCAUUCUCAGUCACGGAAAAGUAGUAGGGAAAAGUCAAGUCAGAGCUACAUGGCACACUUUAGCAGAAAUGCCUGCGGAGAUAAUGAAUGAUGAUGACAGCGUAGGAAGUUGUACCCCCGUAGACACGGUCAGUGUGGUGUCCACGCCCUACUCCCAGGAGUCUGAGGAGGUCAUCAUUGAAG
Molecule: messenger RNA, 1367 nt
Organism: Saccostrea cuccullata (small rock oyster)
Lineage: Eukaryota; Metazoa; Mollusca; Bivalvia; Ostreida; Ostreidae
Product: E3 ubiquitin-protein ligase arc-1-like
Exons: 14
Biological process (GO): protein monoubiquitination
Molecular function (GO): zinc ion binding; ubiquitin protein ligase activity
Source: RefSeq, a predicted model, not a curated record